UUUUUCUGGAGUGCAGCCAGUUGACAGCGGUGCUCGUGUACUGGAUGGCGACACUCCUCUAACGACUGGUUACGUUCUUGCUGUUUUCCGUGACUCGUUUCGAGUGUUUAGUUACCGCGUGCCGGCCUGAUAUGACCCGACUCGGAGCUGUCAGUUCGGAAAUGAUAACCUUGCCGUACCGCUAGGCGUUGCAGGCUGUUUCACAUCACGCUGCGCUGGCUGCGUAGAGUUGGGGGCGACGAGCGCUCAGUGCUGUCUCAGUAGAUCUACCAGUAGUGGUGUCUGGCCAGCCUCGGAGGGUUGUCCUUUCCACAGCUGGACGCCUGUCGGAAAUGACCGACGAAGCCAGUGCGCCGGAUACAAGAAACCUGCUGUGCGAUGAUGGCGAGGAGGAUUUAUUUUCCGGCAAGGAUGACUGCGCGUCAAGCUUGUCGUACACUCGAAAACGGAGGAAUAUCGUGUUCGCUUGCAUUGGCGUAAAUUCGGUGCUUAUCGCCGCUUCCGUCAGUCUGAUGAUGCCAGUGUUGUCAAUUGAAGCUCAGUUCAAGAAUCCGAGCGACGCCCCUGCUAAACAUGCAUCUGUGGGAAUCGUGUUCAGCGUGGCCAAGUUUUCAGAGUUCAUAGCUGCUCCACUCCUGGCGUCGGAGAUGCAGAACGUAGGAAGCAAGUAUCUGCUAGUUCUUAGUGCGUUGGGUGUUGGAGGAUGUCUCACACUGUUUGCCUUUGUGGAUUACGUCAGUGGAUGGCCACAGUUCUUGAUGUUAAGCUGUGCUGUGCGCAUUGUCCAGGGUGUGUUCACAGUCGGAAAUUUCAUUGCUGUCUACGCCAUUCUGGUGGCCGUCCUGCCCGAUCGCCUGGCGUUUGCCAACGGAUCAAUUCGCGCGUUCAAUGGCUUUGGCUACGCAUUUGGUCCGUUUCUGGGUGGCGUGUUGUAUGACGCCGGCGGUUUUGUGGUGGCAUUUGUAAUUGGAGGUGUGUUAGUUAGUGUCAUGGCAAUGCUCAUGAUAAUCUUCUUACCCUCCGUGGACACUAGAGAAAGUCAAAAGGUUUUACUUUUAGAAGCUAAGUCUAAGAAUCAGAUCAGCACAUGGAGAAUACUAGCUGUGCCGUGGAUUUGGGUCGGCCUGACAACCAUGUUCCUUGGCAACUUCAUGAUCGGAGCAGUGGAAGCCACUCUUCCGCUUCACCUUGACAGGGUCUUGCUGACGACAACAUCCGUGGGCGGCACAAUGUUCCUAAUGUUUGGACUUAUCUACGGUGGCCUGGCGCCUAUCCUAGGCUACACUGUUGACCGUGGGCUAGUGAGCAUGAAGGUGAUGCAGAUAAUGGGCCUGUUGGUCACAGCCAUAGCAUUCCAGUUGAUUGGACCUGUUGGGUAUGUGCACACGCGUGACUCGCUUGGCCUGACCGCAUUCUCAAUGACACUGUUUGCCAUCGGUAUUGCGCCAAUGAUAACCCUGUCGCCGAUAGACAUCACCCGUACGCUGUCUGAGCGUGGCUUUGGCACAGCAAUGGAGCUGCGCUAUGCUGUAGCGGGCACAACUCGCGCUGCACUGUCGCUGGGCUAUGCAGCUGGUCCCAUUGUGGCGAAUGCCAUCUCAGCAGGUUGGACAUUUGAAAAUGGCAUGGCAAUUAUUGGCGCCGCCUAUUUUCUCCAUGGUCUAUUGCUGAUUACUGAUAGAGUGUUUAGAUAUGCGGUGGGGAAUUGCCGAAAUACAUGUGCUGCUGCUGCUGCCCCUUCACGGUCUGAAUAGAAAAUGAAUGCUGGCAACAUUCAGCAAAUGGAGAUAUUCUCAGCUUGUGAACAGCUUGAUACUGUAGAUGUAUCAGGUAUUCACUCUUCCAGAUGUUCAAGUGGGUCUGCUUACUUCACAAUGGAACUUGUGUCCUCUUAUUCAGCUGCAGGCAAGCAGUGCUGCCUGAUCAAUUUAGCCACCUUUCAUAGCAAACAAAUGGAUACUUCAGGACUCCAGUAGCUUUCCCAGUUUUUGAGUACACACAGAAUUCCCCUUCUCUCUUGAUACACUCUCAAUCUCAGUAACUAUUGUUGUGUUCUUGUGUUGCCACCUGGACAUCCGAACUCCUGAUCAAUGAUCAAUAUAUAAUUUCAAACUCCUGAUCAAUAUCAAAUUUCAAAUUAUUUUACUUAAAAUUAUGAAGCUGAUUUAUGUAUCUCAAUACUAGCUGUUUGGUGCAUAUUUCCGUGGGCAAAUAA
Sycon ciliatum is the source of this 2215-nucleotide messenger RNA. RefSeq names its product MFS-type transporter SLC18B1-like. The transcript has a single exon. Gene Ontology annotation, biological process: transmembrane transport. NCBI's taxonomy places the organism in Eukaryota, Metazoa, Porifera, Calcarea, Leucosolenida, Sycettidae. The coding region runs from base 333 to 1754 and encodes 473 amino acids. The record is from RefSeq and is a predicted model, not a curated record. Gene Ontology annotation, molecular function: transmembrane transporter activity.